This is a messenger RNA of Belonocnema kinseyi, 2016 nucleotides long. RefSeq names its product PRKCA-binding protein (gene PICK1). The coding region runs from base 412 to 1746 and encodes 444 amino acids. Gene Ontology annotation, cellular component: postsynaptic early endosome; trans-Golgi network membrane; synaptic vesicle. Gene Ontology annotation, biological process: positive regulation of receptor internalization; receptor clustering; dendritic spine maintenance. Gene Ontology annotation, molecular function: protein kinase C binding; protein domain specific binding; phospholipid binding. The record is from RefSeq and is a predicted model, not a curated record. Lineage: Eukaryota; Metazoa; Arthropoda; Insecta; Hymenoptera; Cynipidae. The transcript has 7 exons.
UUGUCUGUCAAAAUGUGAAAUGUCAAAUGCCAACUUUGUGUAGUAAAUAAAUAGUGAAGUGUGCUUUCUAAAUUAUACACAAGAUUUUUUUAAACAAAAGAAGUGUGCAGCUUAAGAAGAGUAUUUUUUAUUGAUUUUUCCUGGAUAUAUAGUGGCCGGUGUAUAUUUAUCUAACAAGUGGGGCGGGGAAAAGAGCUGACAAACUUGUCUUUCAAGAUGGACUAUGAGGAUGACUUCUUCUUCGAGGAGGAUAAAAUGUUCGUUCCCCAGGGUCAUAAAUAGAUGUUAUUUUCUUCGUUUGCUUGGUUGCAGUUUCAAUGUGCUUCUUUUUUUGUGUACUGUGCAUGCUACAAUACCGCGGUGCAUUGAACGAGCAGUGGUGGACAUUCAGAGUCCCAAGUUCCGAAUUCUAUGACCACCGUACCUUCAGCUAGCGUCGAAUUGCAUCAGUUGGUCAUGAUGGAAGACCGCAUACCAGAAAUUGAACUGAUCGAACUCGAUCAGUUUGAUAAGGCACCAAUGCCGCCUCAUUGUCAGAUGGGCAUGACCAUCACGUCUGGAAAUAUCGUGAUAAAAAAGGACAGCAGUAAUCUGAUUGGCAUCAGUAUUGGGGGUGGUGCUCCUCUUUGCCCUUGCCUUUACAUAGUACAAAUUUUUGAUAACACGCCGGCUGCCGUGGAUGGUACGCUCCAAGCCGGAGACGAACUUGUAGCUGUAAAUGGAGCUUCCGUUCGAGGGAAAACAAAAGUGGAGGUGGCUAAAAUGAUACAAGCUUGCGAAUCGCAAGUCAGUAUUAACUACAACAAAUUACACGCAGAUCCGAAACAAGGACACACUCUAGAUAUUGCAUUAAAAAAGGUUAAGCAUAGAUUAGUGGAAGGCAUGGGAAGCGCUACUGCUGACGCUUUAGGUUUGUCUCGAGCAAUCCUUUGCAACGAUGCACUGGUCCAAAGGCUAAUGGCUUUACAAAGAACGGAAAAUUUAUAUCGAGGUCUACUUUCCCAUGCAAAGUCGACAUUGCAUGCCUUUUUCGAUCUCACGCAAAUAUAUAAAGUGUUUGGCGACGCUUUCGCAUCGAUCGGAGUUCGAGAGCCUCAACCACGAGCCAGUGAAGCAUUCAGACAAUUUGGUGAUCAACACAGACAGAUGGAAAAAUAUGGAGUGGCUAUGUUGAAAGCUUUGAAGCCAAUUCUUAGUGACUUGGGGACAUAUCUUCACAAGGCGAUUCCAGAUACUCGUUUAACAAUCAGUAAAUAUGCGGAUGCAAAAUUCGAAUAUCUUUCCUAUUGCCUUAAAGUCAAAGAACUCGAUGAUGAGGAGCAAAGCUACGCUGCACUUCAGGAACCUUUUUAUCGUGUAGAAACGGGUAAUUACGAAUACCGUUUGAUACUUCGAUGUCGACAAGAGGCUAGAUCGAAAUUCGCAAAGCUCAGAUCGGAUGUCCUUGUGAAACUAGAACUCUUGGACAACAAGCAUGUUCAAGACGUUGUUUGGCAAUUACAGAAAUUUGCUUCGGGCUUGGCAGAAUAUUACGCCAAUACCAAAGAUUUACUCUCAUCCGAUACACUGUUUCCUGUGGAGGUGGAUUUGUCGCAAUCGGCAUUUCAGUAUAAAUCCUUUGGAUCACAAAUUUCAGUGGAGGAGGACGACUGCGAUUAUGAGGCUGAAGAGAAAAAUAGUAAUAAUGAACAGAUACUUUUAUUGGAUACACAUGAUACACCGUUAAUAUAUCCGGAUCUUAACUGACUUUAUAUUUAUUUAUAAGGUGCAAAGUCAUCUAAAAUAAAUUGUGCAAUUGAACUACCAAAGAAAAGUUAUUAAUUAUAGUUCUAAUUAAACUUGAUUAUUUCAUUUUAGCACUGCUUGUAAUGUGUACGUAUUUUAAAAUGUUUAUUAUGUUAAUUAGCAUCAAGAGAACAUUUAUUCCAUGUUGUAUAGAAUAUGUUGUAUUUUUAUCGUGGUUUAAUCAUAUCUAUGAAAUUAUAUAUGUUUCUGAAAAAUAAAAGUUGAUUUGUG